Lethenteron reissneri (Far Eastern brook lamprey) is the source of this 1371-nucleotide messenger RNA. Its product is annotated as protein NYNRIN-like. The record is from RefSeq and is a predicted model, not a curated record. Gene Ontology annotation, biological process: DNA integration. Lineage: Eukaryota; Metazoa; Chordata; Hyperoartia; Petromyzontiformes; Petromyzontidae. Gene Ontology annotation, molecular function: nucleic acid binding.
AUGGCAAAAGAAAAAACCAACCGGGUGCAACUUCGGAUGAAGGAGAGGAAGUUGAAGAAGCCCCCCUCCAAGCAGCCCCGGGAACAGGGAUCCCAGUCAAAGCAACCCUGGAAUGAUCAGAAAUGGCGGGAGAAGAUGGAGCCGGACGCCAAGCAGCCACAGCCACAAACCAAGAGGGGUGGCAGGAGGUUGCAGGACGACUCGACCUGCUCCUUACAGCCAGCGGCAACACGGUGUACGCCGAGACAAGGGCGGAGGAGGCCUGCCCCUGUUUCACGGGGGGACGCUGCCGGCAGGCAACGGACCCCCGAGAGGCCGCGGCCACUGACCCCCCCCCCAGCGAGAGAGAGUGCAGUGUGCGCCACAGAGACCCUCACAGGUGGCACCGAGGAUCCCGUCGACCGCCCGGCAAGCGCGGGACCCGCGGCUCGGGACCCGAUCGGACGGAUCCAGGAGGACGUCGGCUGCGCCUUCCCGGGCCUGAACGACGAGCAGCUGAGACAGACCCAGCAGCGAGAUCCGGAUCUGGCGGCCGUGGAGGCGGCACUGCGGGAGGAAAAGAGCGCCCUACCAGGACCCUGGAGCGGUUUGUAUGCCCGGUUGUGUGUGCAGAACGGAGUGGUACGGGAGUUAACCGAGGCCGGCCAGCCAGGGUGCAUCUGUGUUCCUGCCCAGGUGCGACCCCAGCUGCUACGGCUGGUGCAUGACCACCCACUCGGGGGCCACGAUGGGGAACGACGCACUCGAGAGACCCUGCGUCGCCAGUAUCUCUGGCCCAAAUUGGCACAAGACGUGGCGGCCUGGGUACAGGGCUGCCGCGCCUGUCAGCAGUGCGGGCCGAAACCGGCACGAUACCAGGUACCCCUAAGGCCGUUCCGCGUCAGCCGCACGAAUCAGCUGGUCGGGAUCGAUCUACAGGGGCCAUUCCCACGAUCCCAUCGAGGCAACCGGUAUAUUCUAGUCGCAGUAGAGUAUUUCACCCGCUACCCCGUGGCAGUGGCCAUCCCUGAUAAAACGGCCUUGGUGGUGGCCCGGGCAUUCGUAGAACAUUACGUACUCAAGCACGGGAUCCCGGAACGAGUCCUCACCGACCAGGGUAGCGAGUUCGAGGCCGAGCUGUUCCAGGCACUGUGCCGAGAAUUCGGAAUCCAGAAGGACCGAACCACAGCGUAUCACCCCCAAGCGAACGGUAUGGUAGAGCGCAUGAAUCAGACCCUAGCGGGGAAACUCAAACGUAUGGCGGCCGCAAAUCAACGGGAUUGGGACGAACACCUCCCCUACGCCUUUUUCGCCUACGCCACCACCGUACACACGUCGACGGGACAAACCCCGUUUUUAAUGAUGUUCGGCCGUGAGUCUCGUUUACCCGCA